Coccidioides immitis RS is the source of this 1848-nucleotide messenger RNA. Its product is annotated as COX1 assembly protein. The record is from RefSeq and is a predicted model, not a curated record. Gene Ontology annotation, biological process: mitochondrial respiratory chain complex IV assembly. The coding region runs from base 84 to 1049 and encodes 321 amino acids. NCBI's taxonomy places the organism in Eukaryota, Fungi, Ascomycota, Eurotiomycetes, Onygenales, Onygenaceae. The transcript is spliced from 4 exons. Gene Ontology annotation, cellular component: membrane; mitochondrion.
CUAAAUAGCACAACUAACCGCUCUUUAUAACGUACACCUUCUUUCCGGGCUUCUGGCGGGGUGACCGGCGUGGGGUGAAGUCGAUGAAAUCCUCACCUAUUCUUCGAAGGAGUUUAACCUCCGUAUUCAAUCAAUCAUUCCGCCAGAACGGCCCCAAUCGUCUCCGGAACAUAUGCUCGCGGUGCUGGAGACAGCAACGGCAACAACAACAACAACAAGUCCGUUUCGCACAUACCCCGGCAGAUGACCCGAACUGGAUCUCCGUUGCAGAUAAUCCUUCGAAGCUUGUACGAACCGGCCACAAACAUGGUCCCGGAUUGAUUUUACUUGCUCUUAUUCCUAUCACUGCCUUCGCCCUCGGAACAUGGCAGGUGCAGCGACUUGACUGGAAAACCAAAUUAAUAACAAAAUUUGAAGACCGUCUCGUUAAACCCCCGCUCCCUCUACCCCCUGUCGUCGAUCCUGAUGCCGUAUCCGAUUUCGACUAUCGUCGCGUAUAUGCUAAGGGCCGUUUUAGACACGAUCAGGAAAUGUUGAUUGGCCCCCGGAUGUACGACAGUAAAGAUGGAUACCUAGUAGUCACGCCGUUCGAAAGAGGAGACGGGGAGAGCACGAUUCUCAUCAGUCGAGGUUGGAUUUCAAAAUCUCUGAAAAACCAAAAAGAUAGGCCUGAGGGGCUACCGCAGGGAGAGGUUGUUGUGGAAGGACUGCUUCGGUCUCCUUGGAAAAAAAAUAUGUUCACUCCUGAUAAUAAACCAGAGGAGGGAAAGUUCUACUUCCCGGACGUGAAUCAAAUGGCUGAGUUUACGGGCAGCCAACCAAUAUGGAUUGAGGAAACUAUGCAACCGGAACUGCUGGAACAGUAUCAUAGAGAAGCUAACGGUAUACCGAUUGGGCGUCCUCCGGAAGUCAACCUCAGAAAUAACCAUACCCAGUAUAUUUUCACCUGGUAUGGUCUUUCUUUGGCCACAUCGGUAAUGUUAUGGAUGGUAGUUCGAAAGAAGCCGAAUACCGCCGCCCGGAGAAUUCGACAAAGUAAGAACUGGUAGCAACAAACUUCACCUGCAUCUCCACUCUUUGUAUCAAUGAACGAUCCCGAGUUUCAAGCUCUAUGCGCAUGAAGUGUCACUUUUUAGCAAGGCGGAUAUCCUGAAGCAGCUCUUUUGGCAGAUAUUUCUGCGCGAGAGCGAAUACGGAAGUGCCUUUUCCAAUUUGCCGUUGUCUGCCUUAAAUUAGCCUGGUCAUUACGACUAUUGAUGGAGUAGAUCGAGAAUACCUUUUCAUAAGAGCUAUGACAUCUGUUUCAUCUACCGUCUUCCGGGUUGAAUGUUUGGAAUAUGCGCUCAAGUCGUCAUUCGCUUGCUCAAAGAACCAAUCUGUGGCUUUCUCGAGGGCAGCUAGAGCCUCUUUGGAUAUCCUCGUUCGACUUCCGUUCCCUGUUCGGGCAAAUCGAGUGGCCAGCCGCUUGACAAUACCACGGGGCAGCUUUGGAACAGGUAUUCCAUGUUUUGAAACUCUCUCUUUGUUUUGAUCUAGUCGGGACUCCUGAGGAGGUUGGGGUGAUGAUUCUUGCAAAGGCGGUCGUGGAGAGCCUUCGCGAACUGCGAGUUCCAGAUCUCCAGCUCCAAAAUCAUCAUCAGAUGAAACGGGAACAUCAUCAGCGAUAGGCAUUGUGGUAUCUAAAACAAAAUCUUCAUGUUCAUUCUCAAUGUGCUGCGGAGCGUCGGGAGUUGGGAAGGAAAAAUUUAAAUCGAACCGUCGUAAAUCCUCAGUCUCGCCCCUGGUGUAUUAUAUUUUAGAAACAGAUUAUCAUGAAUAGAAAGAACAAAUCUUACCCUAGAUCAAAGA